Funneliformis geosporum is the source of this 1149-nucleotide messenger RNA. Lineage: Eukaryota; Fungi; Glomeromycota; Glomeromycetes; Glomerales; Glomeraceae. The record is from the annotation of a GenBank genome assembly.
AUGCAAAUCUUCGUAAAAACCCUCACUGGUAAGACCAUCACUCUUGAGGUCGAAUCUUCCGAUACUAUUGACCAGGUCAAAGCUAAAAUCCAGGACAAAGAAGGUAUUCCUCCAGAUCAGCAACGUUUGAUCUUCGCUGGCAAACAGUUGGAAGAUGGUCGUACCUUGAACGAUUACAAUAUUCAAAAAGAGUCAACUCUUCACCUCGUUCUCCGUUUAAGAGGUGGUGGUAUGCAAAUUUUCGUCAAGACCCUUACUGGAAAAACCAUUACCCUUGAAGUCGAAUCUGCUGAUACAAUCGAACAAGUUAAAACAAAGAUUCAAGAUAAGGAAGGAAUCCCUCCGGACCAACAACGUUUAAUUUUUGCUGGUAAACAAUUGGAAGACGGUCGCACUUUGGCAGAUUACAAUAUUCAAAAGGAAUCAACUCUUCAUCUCGUUCUUCGACUUCGUGGUGGAAUGCAAAUUUUCGUGAAAACACUCACCGGUAAAACUAUUACCCUUGAAGUUGAAUCGACAGACACAGUUGAUCAGGUCAAGGCCAAAAUUCAAGACAAAGAAGGAAUCCCCCCGGACCAACAACGUUUAAUUUUUGCUGGAAAACAAUUAGAGGAUGGUCGUACCUUGGGUGAUUAUAAUAUCCAGAAAGAGUCGACUCUUCAUCUCGUUCUUCGUCUUCGCGGUGGAAUGCAAAUUUUCGUCAAAACUCUCACCGGAAAAACCAUUACUCUCGAAGUUGAAUCGACAGACACAAUUGAUCAAGUUAAGGCCAAAAUUCAAGAUAAAGAAGGAAUCCCUCCGGACCAACAACGUUUAAUUUUUGCUGGAAAACAAUUAGAGGAUGGUCGUACCUUGGGUGAUUAUAAUAUCCAAAAAGAAUCAACUCUACAUCUUGUUCUUCGACUUCGUGGUGGUAUGCAAAUUUUCGUAAAAACCCUUACUGGAAAAACGAUUACCCUUGAAGUUGAGUCUUCUGAUACAAUUGAUCAAGUCAAGGCUAAAAUUCAAGAUAAGGAAGGUAUCCCUCCCGAUCAACAAAGAUUGAUUUUCGCAGGAAAACAAUUAGAAGAUGGACGUACUUUGGGCGACUAUAAUAUUCAAAAAGAAUCUACACUCCAUCUUGUUCUCCGUCUCCGGGGUGGACAGUAG